CGUGCGAACGGUCAGAAUCAGAAAAUCAGCCGGUAACCGCGCGAUUGAAUUGAUUGAAACGGGUUAAACACUGCGUUAUUGUCGGAAUUUAGAACAAAAUCUAAUCAGGAAAUUGCUAUUUUAAACGAAAUAGUUGUGUAAGAAAAUAUUGUUUCUCAUGCAAAACUGGAUCGCAACAUUGCAGUAACGUUUGACGGAGAAAAUGGUGUUUCAGAUGGGGAACUUCUGGAGUACGGUGCUGCCGGCGGUGGCAAUCCUAUUUGUUGGAACCGUUGCCAUUGUCAACCUAUUUCUCAAUGUCAGAAAACGUUUCCCAGUUUGGGUGAACUGCUGGUUCUGCAACGGAAACUGUAAAGUUCUGUAUGAAAACGCCAACUCAUGGGUUUGUCCUAGUUGCACUCAGUACAAUGGGUUUACGGAGGACGGCGAUUAUAAUCGAGAAAUUCCGGAGCAGUACCAGUGCCGAUUGAACCCACGCUCCAACAUCACCGAUGAUGAUAAAAUUAGUUACUCUGUGCCAUACAAUGGGCUCUGUUUCGGCUGCAACCGCAAUCAGGAACUCAAGAUUCAUCAGUUAGCGUCGUUUGUGCCGGAUGUAGAGGAAAACUACGACGUCGAGGUGGAAGAAUAUCAGCGGCAAUUGGAACAGACGUACAAGCUGUGCUCGCGAUGUGAACGGGUUCUUAAACGAACUUUGAACGAAGUCAAACGCAAUAUUCUAGGUUCGAAACUAGCUCAAAUUGGAACCAGGGGACUGAAGGUACUCGAUUUGCACAUGGCCGCCAGUGACAAGCAGAAUGCAUUCCAGAAGCGACAGACUAUUGCUUCGGUUUGCUUGUGGAUGAUAAUUGUACUGUUGGUGGUGAAGUUAGGUCAACGAGCGGUUCAAUUUGAGCUAAACCGGGCCCAGCUGGAAAUGCUGUUCGGUUCGUCGGUGGCCCAAACGAUUUUGAUUGCUGUUUCGUACAUGCUUGCGUUUAAACACACCAUGAUUAAACUAUGGAAUAGCGUUUGGAACCAAGCAGCAGUGGUGGACGGUGUCGAUCAGUUGUGUGCGAUGAAGGAUUUUCUUAUCCACAGAUGGGACCUGCAUCGUGAAAAUAUUUCCGAAACUGUGUCAGAAAAAGUCGAGCAGUCACCGGAGCUAGCGGACAGUAAUGUUCUUCUAAACUUUGCCCUGUUAGCCUUGGCUGCAAUGUUGUGUGCCAAAUCGCAUAUCGACUGUGUUAAGCCAAUUGUUUUGAUGCUUUGCUGUGUUGGUGAAAUGCUGCUGCUUGGUGCCGAGUCUGGUUUAGCCUUUAUGGGAAAAGAAGUGUCACAUGAAUUGGUCGAGGUUUUCCUCUCUUCUAUUGCUCUAGUUACAGCCAUCGGCUGUAUUGGUCAAACAUCGCCUAAGAUUCAACCGUCGGACAAUCUGAACUCAAGUUUCCAUAAGAUCUACUCUCAGCAAGCAACCGAAUGUGAUUUUUCUGAUGCAUCGGAACAUCAUCUACAGCAGCAGUCCUCAACCGUUGAUGUGAGUGCUAGGUCUAUGGACACAACAAAAUCCAUGAGUCCUUCCGUUUUGACUGCCUCGACUGUCCGUCCCUUCCUAGACUGUUCCUUCAGUACCGUGUCUUCACCGAAAUCAACUUUCAAUGGGUCUGUUUUAAAUGUUAAUCGUUUGAAUACCACUCUGCAAGAGCAUUCGCCUAGAACAUAUAGCCGUCAAAGUUUCCCUCAACCGGAGAGUUCUUUGUUGAAGACAGCUUCCUUCUCGGUUGAUAACUUUACAACGGCUGCCGUUGCGCCUAGCCAACACGGUCUCAACAAAUUUGGCUACUCAAUGAAUGCAUUAAAUAAUGCGGCCUUCAUGGAAGACCGCUUCGGCGACGAUAUCGAUCGGCUUAGUAUCAGUGGCCGACUGUCGACUUCCCGAAAAGAUCUAUCGAUGGUGAAUAAUCCGUUCGCCACACACCAUGUCGAUAAUGAUGAUAGCAUCUCGCUGCGUCAUCGAAAUUUUACAAUUUCACCCCCGAAAUUGGGUGCAAUCGCUGAAUCCGGUAGUUCCUGGAUCGCAGGAGGUUACUGGGGCAUGUCGCCGCAGAAGAACGAUGCCGAAUCGGAUGCCGGAAACGUUACUCUGGUGCAAAAACCAUUCAUGUCUAGAACAUCCUCGCAAAGUUCCGGCUUCGAAUCACAACCGACUCGUCGUCCUACACCCGAAGAACCACCAACCGACCUGGAUCGUAUUUCACUGUUUUCCGAACCGGCUGCUAUUUUUCAUCAACCCAAACAAUCAAAUCCUCGUCUGAAUCAAACGCUCACAUUUCCGGUACCACAACAUUCGCCGGUUCCAUCGUUCAUCUCGUUAGCCAGCAACAGCAGCCGGAAUCUGUUCGGAGAACAAAGUCUCUUUCAGCCGUACCCAUCGUUCAGGAGGACACUAUCACAAAGGCAGCCCUUCCCGCCGCAGCAAUCACAAACACCGCCCGUAUUCGGUGCCGGACAACCCGCCGCUACUCAGUUCCAUCACCUUUCGGCCGGAUUCGGUUCAUUCUCACAACCCGGUAAUAAAUCGAUAGAUACUGCCCAAACCAACCACAGGCGCAGUUUGCUUAACCUAAGUAAAUUGGGCGAAUUAGCGGAAGAGAGUUAUUCCGCUGCGGAUAAAUGAAUGGUUUGUAGGAUUGUCGUAUUUUUUUUCUUUGUUCAUUUUGUUUUAGAUUAAGAACGUGUAUAGUUUUAAAUUUCUGUUUUCGUAAUCAUUAAGUGUAGUACAAGGCCCCCGGAAAAGUUUCAUUUUUGUGUGAUAAUACUCGACUGAUGUGAAAAUGAAUAAUCAUUGCCUAGCAUAGUCCUAAUUUUCGAAGUAGUUAAGGAAGAAAAAAAAACAAACAGAAUCAUCAAUACUGCCGCACACGCACACAUUCACACACACGCACACUCAGGCAAAAGUCGUUAGCAUUUUUAACCUGAUUCAGUUGAAUAUAUCGAUAGAAGAGCCGAGAGUAUGCGAGAAAAAAAAUUGUUUACAUAAAUGCUGAAUAAAUAAAUGAAUACUUUAUAUA
Messenger RNA from Malaya genurostris, 3050 nucleotides. RefSeq lists its product as uncharacterized. NCBI's taxonomy places the organism in Eukaryota, Metazoa, Arthropoda, Insecta, Diptera, Culicidae. Gene Ontology annotation, cellular component: nuclear membrane. The transcript has 3 exons. Gene Ontology annotation, molecular function: actin filament binding; lamin binding. Gene Ontology annotation, biological process: nuclear migration along microtubule. Bases 203 to 2656 code for a protein of 817 amino acids. The record is from RefSeq and is a predicted model, not a curated record.